CUUUUUGGUCGGUCGGCCUAUGGUAGACGGUCGGGAAAUCGGAAACUUCGCAUGCAUAGCCCGGAUGACACUGUCACGGCACUGGACCGGCCACCGAAAGCCGUUGACCUUUGCUGUCGCCGUGACUCGACACAAGCUACCAGUCGUGCCAUCCGAUCCGGAUGCAAUGUGCAAUCGAUGUUAGCGAUGUUUGGAUGGAUGACCCCAAAACAAAACAAAAAAAAAAUGGAGGGACCUGCAAUCGGGUGGAGGAGUUGAAUUAAACGCAGCUGGGAUGAUGUGCGGAUUUGGCCAGAAGAAUUGCGAAGGAGGCAGCCAGUGCAAAUGCUGUGUGAUAUUUCACAAACUUCGUGCGUUUAAGAUUACGCGUUUUUUUAGCAAGCAUGCAGUCAGUUGGUAGACGGUUUUGUGGCAGUUUUUCCACCGUGGAGGGAGAUUUUCGUGUUCUAGCGGAAGCGGAGAAGAAACCGUACAGGCUGCGGGUAGGUGAUCGAAUGUGGCGACGCUACCGUUUACAACCGCAAAAACCUAACCUCUUGCUCACUGACACGGUGCAACCAUCUUGCACCGUUGAUGGGAAGGGGCAUGUGGAGUAGGGAUGGAUUUCUAAUGAGGUGGAGCGAGCGAGGGCUUGUUCUGACCGGGCCCAGGGUACGGGGUAUGUGAGUAGAGUACCGUUUGCUGAUUGCAUCGUUUGCACACUGUACGGCAAAUCGGUUCCAAGGUAUAUAAAGCUUAUAUAAAUCGUGCCACCAAAGUUGUUGAGCUUUCAGACGCCUGCUGUUCGAUAGUACUCUCGGUUGCUCGGUGCCCACUAGGUGACUGGUAUCUGAGAUUGCGUGGUGCUACAAAUCAAAAACCAUUCUUACCGUUCCGUACUUGCUCUGGAUGUGUUACGCGCACGUGUUCUUCAGUGACAGAAGCACAAAGGGUGACGGAACAAAAGAGUUCUAGAAACAGUGAACGCAUCUUUUAGCUAUUUGCUUGAUAAAGGCGGUGUAUGUGAUUUGCCGUGAAGAGCCUAGUGUGUACAGCUGCAUCAAUCCAAUACUACUGUGUCGACUCUCAACGUGCCGAUAAGGAGUCCGGAUAAACGUCAACCAACGCCGAAUCUUCCUCAACCUAGACAUAGACAUGUCUGCAACGAGCUGGAACUUCUGGAGUGCAUCCCAAUGGAUAGUUCUUUGGUGUCUAGCCAGUGUGGCCAUUGUUUUGAUACCAACCGCAUCCGCUGAUAUGCCGUUCGAUACGAAGCCGGAAUUCAUCAAGACAUGCCGGUUCGAUCAGCCAAACUUCGUUGAGUGUUCCACCGAGUCCGUCCAGGGACUAUUCGACAAGCUAGUAACCGGUAUCGAAGGGCUAGAGCACGUCGGUACGAUCGAUCCAAUGAAAAUCAGCAAAAUAAGGAUUCUGCAAGGUGAUGGACCGGUCAGUGUCAACGCGUCACUCUCCAAGGUGGUGGUCACCGGUUUUGCCAGCACGAAAGUCGUCCGAAACGUUGUCAGCAGUAAGGAUUUCGGCUGGGAAACUCACAUUCGUUUGCCAAAGAUGCGGCUUGAAGGGAACUACCACAUGCAGGGCCGGAUACUGGUGAUUCCCCUGAACGGACACGGCAAGUGUUGGUUCGAACCAAGUGGCAUGGACAUCAUUAUGCGUACGACGACCAAUCUGUACCAGAAGAAUGGGCACGUGUUCUACAACGUUACCGCCACCAAGGUAGAUUACACCAUUUCCGGGCUUCGGCUGCACAUGGGCAACCUGUUCGAGGGUGUGAAGGUGCUGGAGGACAGCACGAACCAAUAUCUGAACGAUAACUGGCGCCCGGUAUCAGAGGCACUGAAGCCGAUCAUUGCCAAAACCAUCGAGGACAUACUGCUCGCGAUUAUGCAGAACAUUUUCCACCAGAUUCCGGCCGACUACUUUGUGGCGGAUCUGCCCCGUUCGUAAGGUGGGAACGUCACCGCUGGUUUUGCAAUGGUGCAAUGGUUUUUUUGGGUGUGUUUUGUUUGCCCAACUGGUGAAGCGUACUGUAAAUAAGAUUUUACCAUGUAUUAUGCUUUUUCUUUUUUUUUUUGCUGAACCAUAGUUGUAUGGAAUAUUAGUCUAUGCGACUGUACUUAUCAUUUUGGUAUCGUUGGCACCCAUGGUGACUGAAGAGGGGAUUUUUUUUUUUUUCGUUGUUGCAGUACUUACACCUACAUAGCACGAGAUCUCAAAAGCAAAACGUUUCAUACGGAUCAACGAAAAGAAAAAUCCUUUCUUAGCUGUACUA
Anopheles funestus (African malaria mosquito) is the source of this 2272-nucleotide messenger RNA. RefSeq names its product protein takeout-like. NCBI's taxonomy places the organism in Eukaryota, Metazoa, Arthropoda, Insecta, Diptera, Culicidae. Bases 1135 to 1947 code for a protein of 270 amino acids. The record is from RefSeq and is a predicted model, not a curated record. The transcript is spliced from 5 exons.